Messenger RNA from Apodemus sylvaticus (European woodmouse), 1275 nucleotides. It is a transcript of the gene Serpina4, whose product is annotated as serpin family A member 4. The record is from RefSeq and is a predicted model, not a curated record. Gene Ontology annotation, biological process: negative regulation of endopeptidase activity. Bases 1 to 1275 code for a protein of 424 amino acids. The transcript has 4 exons. Lineage: Eukaryota; Metazoa; Chordata; Mammalia; Rodentia; Muridae. Gene Ontology annotation, molecular function: serine-type endopeptidase inhibitor activity.
AUGUACCACACCCGCUGUCUGUUGCUUCUCCUGGCUGGAUUCUUGGGACUCUCUCACAGUCAGCCAAGUCAAGAGCCUGACAACACACCCAACCAAACCUAUAAAGAAGUCUCACAGUGGAACAUCUCCAGCUACCAGAUUGCCUCCGACAAUGCCGACUUUGCCUUCCGUCUCUACCACCUGAUAGCAUCCCAAAACGCUGAGCAGAACAUUUUCUUCUCCCCACUUAGCAUCUCUGUCUCCUUGGCCAUGCUGUCCUUGGGGGCUGUCGGAAACACCCAGACUCAGAUCCUCGAAGGCCUGGGCUUCAACCUCACGAAGCUAUCACCGCUGGAAAUCCAUGAGGGGUUCAGGUCUGUGCAGCACAUGAUAGCUCGCCCAUUCACUGAUCUGCACAUCUCUGUAGGCAAUGCGCUGAUCCUGAGCCAGGACCUGCAACUCCUCCCUGAGUUCGCCAAUGCCACCGAAACUUCCUAUAACAGCAAAGUCUUAUAUGCUAACUUCAUAGACAAGAAGGCUGCGACCCAGCUCAUCAACAACUAUGUCAAGGAGAAAACUCAGGGGAAGAUCAAAAACUUGGUCAAUGACUUGAGCCCGAACGUAAGAAUGGUGCUGGUGAAUUAUAUCUUCUUCCGAGGCCUUUGGAAGAAACCCUUCCACUUUUCUAGAGUCUCUACCCGUGACUUCUAUGUAGAUGAGAACACAGUUGUGAAGGUACCCAUGAUGCUGCAAGAUGAGCAGGAACACUGGUACCUUGAGGACAGACGUGUACCCUGCACGGUGCUGCGGAUGGAUUACAGGGGAGACGAGGUGGUGGCAUUCUUCAUCCUUCCUAACCGGGGCAAGAUGAAUGAGGUGGAGCAGGUGCUGUCCCCAGGCAUGCUAAUGAGGUGGAAUCACUUGCUUCAGAAUAGGUUCUUUUACAGAAAGCUCACGUUGCAGUUCCCCAAAUUCUCCAUUUCAAAUUCCUAUGCAUUGGAUGAGAUUUUGCCCGAUUUGGGCUUUCAGGACCUGUUUACCCCACUCGCUGACUUCUCAAAUAUCACCAAAAAGGAGAAACUGCAAUUAUCCAAGGUUUUCCACAAGGCUGCCCUGGAUGUGAAUGAAGUUGGCACAGAGGCUGCAGCGGCCACUGGUUCCUCUGUCAUCUUUUAUUCUGCUUGGCACAAGAAACGUUACCUUACAUUCAACCGGCCGUUCAUGGUGGUGAUAUAUUCCACCAGCUCUGAGAAUAUCCUCUUCAUGGGGAAGGUGGUCGAUCCCACAGCACAGUAG